CCUAUUUCCUUCAUAUUCUCGUAUCCCCGCCUCCGCUUUGUUCUCCUCUUAAUCUCUCCUAUUCAUUUCUAGAAGAGACCCAUGUGGGCAUUUCUCCGAAAAGGUGCUUAUUUUGUUCUUCGUCUUCGUCUCCUCCCUGUGUAGCCCUUACUGUUUCUCUCUCACCUUUUUAAAGAAGCAACCCCACUGACCCAGCUCUCUGUCUAAAAUCUAACACCCCCUUCCAAUUCUCUCUUUCUCUUGGAUAUAAAUACUCUUCUCUCUUUUUUUUCUUUUUUUUUUCUUUUUUUUUUUUUGCUUCGAGUGUUGGAGAGGAGAAUAUAAGAUCACUGUUUGAGAAACUUGUGAUCAAUCUCACCAUUCGCUGUGAGAUAGAUUAGCACCAAGAUGGGCCGGCAGUCACCAUAUCUCAUUUGUGGCUAGAUAUAAUCUAGCAAUGGACCAAAUAUACUCCAAUGUACAUGGAUUAUGCCUAUACGGAAAUGAAAGUAUGGAGGAUGGUGCAAGGUUAGGAGAGGACAAGGACAGAAGUUGUGCCAUAUCAGAGCUUGAACCAACCAAAAAUAGUAAAAAGUGCUUGCAAAACUCGUGCCCUUGUAGUAACCAACUCGCCUGUCCGAAUUACACGAGUGUCGCUAGACCGAAUAAAAGUUCAGCAAGUUGUACUGUUGAGUCAGGUGGAGUUAACUAUGACCCUCUUGAUGUAUUUUCAAGAAGUCCAGCCUUUUUAAGCUUUCCUACAAGUGUUAUAUCCUUAGAUUUUAUCAUCAAAAGCUUGAGAAAUCGUAGAACACAUAGUAUAAAUGCUCUUACUGACUUCGUAAUGGGGUAUUCGUGGAAUUCUAGUAAAUGGGAUAUAGUUAAAAGUCCUUUCCGGAGAUGGGCAGUUGAUUCUAUUCAGGCGAUGGUCGAUAUGCGGACAGUGUCAGCAAAUCCAUUGGCUUCUCAACUGGGAAAUGGAAAUUGUGACAUGCCCAAAAACGAUGGUGGAGUAAUAAUACCUUUGCGGAAGCAGACUCCGGAGUUCAGUUUUUCGGAGAAGUCGUUCUUGUCUUGCUCAAGCAUAACUUCAAAAGGCCCAUACAACUCAGCAUCGUCUGCUCAUAACUUUGUUUCAACCGGCAUUCUUCGCUGUAUUUGGAGAAGUGGCCUUCCUUACUUCGAGUUUUGUCUAGGCGAUAAUGAAGGCGAGUUUUAUAUUGCAAAUCCUAUCAAGGUGAAUCCUUCUAGUGAAAAGGCCUUGGAUUAUUUAUAUAUGUUUUACACUAAGACAAGAAAGGAUAUAAGUAACCAUCCUAGUGGCGCAUCGAAACUUGUUGGUAGGAUGAAAGUAUUGAGUUCUUUCAUCCUAGACCCCGACUCUGCUAAUUUUAUUGAAACCGAGUUCAUUUUGUUUGGAUUAAAUGAAGACAAUUCGAGAGACACGAAAGCUUCCUCCUCAGUUGUAACAGCUAAGGGGUUCGCCAAGAAAGUUAGAGAAAUUCUGAAGCCGAAUCAUUCAUUGAAGACUAAAUAUAGCCACAAAUCAGAGCGAUCUAGUUCUUAUGUUGAAACUCCUGAUGAAGUGAUCAUUUGUGAAUUGAAUGAUGAUGAUAAUUUGCCAUCCAAUUUAGUUGAUGAUUUUAUGCCCAAUUUUGAGUUAGCUGCAAUAGUUGUAAGAAACUAUCAGCAUAGACAUGAAAAAGAGUCCGUUUCUGGUGGCUGGGGCCUAAAGUUUCUUGGGAAAGCUAAGUUAACUCAUGUUGAUAUUCCUAUAGAGCCCCUGUUUUCUACGAAGGGUUGUGAACAAAGUUGUUUGCAGAAUAGAAUGAAAUCCAGUAGCAGAAUAAAUGUCGUAGUCCCGGCAGGUUUUCAUGGCGGCCCAAUUACCAACAGUGGGGGCCCAUCAAGUCUUACCGAAAGAUGGCGGUCCGGUGGGUCAUGUGACUGUGGUGGGUGGGAUGUUGGGUGUCCUAUUACAGUCUUUAACAACAAUUCAAUUUCAUAUGAAGCUACGGCGAAAAUGGAGCCGAAGGAGUUGAAUUCUAUUGAUCUAUUCUUUGAGGGUUCAAACUAUAGUGAUCCUAUACUCAGACUUGUCCAUGAGAGUGAAGGCCUUUGCAUUAUCUACAUUCCGCCGACUCUUUCGGCUUUGCAAUGCUUCGCCAUUGGAGUAGCAAUAAUCCAUUCCCAGGCGUCAGAACUGUAUCCAAAGCUGUGAAACAGAAAGAAUUACUAUGCGAUGGUAUUGUCUUUUGCUUCCGCUGUUCUUCUCUAAUGAUUGACAAAUUUUGAAGUAUCUACACUGGGAUAACAUAUAGAUGAGUGUUAUUCUUUUUACCCUUGUAUGUUUUUUUUUUUUUAAAUUUUUUGACUCUCUCAAUGUUGUAUAGAUGUGCUUUUGUAUAGUUGGAUGAUAUACGGCCGGCCAUGCAUUCUGUUUGCUUCUGUUGCAGUUGUGAGAAUUGAGUCUUAUUAAUUUUUCAAUUUGUUUGUUUAA
Molecule: messenger RNA, 2479 nt
Organism: Ananas comosus (pineapple)
Lineage: Eukaryota; Viridiplantae; Streptophyta; Magnoliopsida; Poales; Bromeliaceae
Exons: 3
Coding region: 437-2200 (587 amino acids)
Source: RefSeq, a predicted model, not a curated record